UUGGGCGGCUGUCGGUAUUCUGAAUCUUUCCCUUUUAAAAUGAAUAUCACAUAACCCAGUAUCUAAAGGACCCUUCCUUCUAGUUUCAAACAGAAGAAAAACAGCUUGCUUGCAUGGUAUCAAAAAUUGAACAAAGAUUAUUAUAGUUAUCGAGGUGGCCCUUAAAAUUUAACAUGUCUGAUUCAAAGACAAGCCGAAGUGGUGGUGUUGGAAAGACCCAGACGAGAAAUCUUCCAUCAUGGAUGAGUUCAAGGGAGAAUGAGAGUAAAUCAAAUGAGUCAAAUGAUGGUAAAGGGCAUGGUCAAGGUUCUAACAGCACAAACUUUUCCAAAAUUAUGGAAGGGGUGGUCUUUGUAUUGUCAGGAUUUGUUAAUCCGGAGCGCAGUACGUUGCGGUCGCAGGCUUUGGCAAUGGGAGCAGAAUACCAGCCUGACUGGAAUUCAAAUUGCACUCUCUUGGUAUGUGCAUUUCAAAAUACUCCAAAGUUCCGACAAGUUGAAGCAGAUUGUGGAACAAUUGUAUCGAAGGAAUGGAUAUCAGAAUGUUAUGCACAGAAAAAGGUUGUAGAUAUUGAUCCUUACCUCAUGCAUGCUGGGAAACCUUGGCGUAGAAGCAACAUUUCCCAUGAAACUAGUGAAGAACAAGAAGGAUCCUCAUCAACAAAAUCUUACAAGCAAGUUGAAAAAUCACAAUCAAAGACAACUUCCAUUCCCUCCAAGAAUAAAGCUUCUCAUCCCGCUAAAGAAAGCUUUCUUCCUCCUGAAGUGAAGAAGUGGGUUAUUGAUGAUUUCAUUGGAACGAUUUCAUGGCUAGAGAGUCAAGAGGAAAAGCCAGAACCACAUGAGAUAAAGCAAAUAGCUGGUGAAGGGAUCUUAACUUGUUUGCAAGAUGCCAUAGAUUGUCUUGAACAAAAGCAGGAUGUGUGGCAAAUCACUGAGCAGUGGAGCUUUGUCCCUCGUGUGGUCAAGGAGCUUGCCAUGUUUGAGGGCAGUGAGCGUGGUUCACUCGCCAAGGAAGAUCUUUUGAGGAAAGCCAAGGCCUGCAAACAAAUAUACGAGGAUGAACUAACCAGGUUAGAUGGUGAUUCUUCAUCAAAAAAUAAAAAGCCAAAGACUGAUGGAGGUGAAGAGGGUAAAAAGGGGGGAACAAAAGCUAGCUCCAGGGAUGCAACAGGAUAUGACAGCGAUGAAACGAUCGAGAUGACAGAGGAGGAGAUAGACCUUGCUUACAAGAAUUUUGCUUCUGAAACUUUGUAAAUGAAGUUUUACGCCGGUGGGCUGAAGUACCGGUAUAAUUUGUGUUAUAUGCUAGAGUGUUGACUUGAAGCAUAUGCAUUACAGGUUUAACAACAUUGGUCGAAGAGAGACAGGGUUCCCAGUGCUGUUCCUUUCAGCUUGGCAUACUCUCAUCUUUCCUUUUGGAUGUUUGUCUCUUUCAUAACUUAAUUCAGGCAAUCACAUUUUUUCACUAUUUA
Theobroma umbraticum is the source of this 1474-nucleotide messenger RNA. RefSeq names its product BRCT domain-containing DNA repair protein (gene ATXRCC1). Gene Ontology annotation, molecular function: damaged DNA binding. Gene Ontology annotation, biological process: base-excision repair; single strand break repair; double-strand break repair via nonhomologous end joining. NCBI's taxonomy places the organism in Eukaryota, Viridiplantae, Streptophyta, Magnoliopsida, Malvales, Malvaceae. The record is from RefSeq and is a predicted model, not a curated record.